Molecule: messenger RNA, 2204 nt
Organism: Aedes albopictus (Asian tiger mosquito)
Lineage: Eukaryota; Metazoa; Arthropoda; Insecta; Diptera; Culicidae
Product: 2-phosphoxylose phosphatase 1
Exons: 2
Coding region: 179-1906 (575 amino acids)
Biological process (GO): glycosaminoglycan biosynthetic process; chondroitin sulfate proteoglycan biosynthetic process; dephosphorylation
Cellular component (GO): Golgi apparatus
Molecular function (GO): phosphatase activity
Source: RefSeq, a predicted model, not a curated record
GGAUGUAGAAUUCGCGCGCAGGCGAACAGGACUGCCUCCCACCUGUGACGAAAUUCCUCCCGCCUCCCAUCAGGGUCGAGGACAAACGUCAGAACCAUAGCUGAUACUAGCUGAUGAAUUUGUUUUCCUUGGCAGUGACCAGAACCAGAAACCAAAUUUGCUGGGAAAAUUUUCGGAAAUGUUGCUUAGGGAAAUCGCACGGUUCUCGCUGCAACAUCGGACGCUUUACUGCUAUCUUAUCUUGAGCAUAUGGAUUUUUCUACUAAUUGCUGGAAUGUACAAAUAUAUUGGAUCAAUAGAAAAUAGCAAUAGCGUAUUAAGUUCGAAGAAUUUUCUGUACAAAAAGCAGCAGUUGGAAGAGCAAGAACGAGUUCGGUCGAAAAAGAUAAACGAUGAUGAUUGCAAUCACCCUCCUACAAUUGGACUGGGUGAAGAAGGAGGCACUUUCGAGGGGUGGUCCUUGCAGGGCGUGUUGCUUCUUAUACGUCAUGGCGACCGUGGUCCAAUGACACAUGUGCGUGGGAUUGAGUCCGUUGACUGUAGUUACGAAGGUGACACAGUUAUGGUAAAGUAUAGCCACUAUCUUACCAACAGCAGUUCUAGUACAACUGCUGGUCAUUGGAUGAAAACGGGCCCAUUCCAUGGUUUUCCAUUGCUUCCGUCCAGUCCUAAAGCUUGCCUAUUGGGACAACUAACACAAAAAGGAGUCGCACAGUUGCUGAGAGUUGGCGACGUGAUUCGUCAAGCCUACGCGCAUACCUUAUCGCUAUAUGCCAAACCUGUUGUUACCAGAACUACUCCGUUCAACGCUUCCGAUACUACGAACAAUCCUAUUGUCUACAAUACAGACGACAUCGUGGUGUACUCCACACGAUACCGCCGUACAUUUCAAUCCGCCAUGGCACUAAUGUUCAGCAUCGUUCAUCCCGAUAAAUGGCAAUAUCUCCAAAUCCAGGAGAGUCACAGUUUAUCCUUCUGUUUUACCGAUUGUGCGUGUCCACAGGCCGAAAAUAUCAAAAAGCAACUGGAUAAAGAUAGCAAACAAUCACUGGCAACACACCCGGCAAUCGGAGCAAUAGCGCAAUGGAUGAGCGCCACCUUGCUUCAAAAUCAACCUACUGCUGGACAAACUAGUCCGCUUGAAAUACGGGACGCCAUCCUGUCUCACAUUUGCCACGACGCCCCACUUCCUUGCCGGAAAAUCUCUCUCGCAACAGGCCAUGAACCUCGACGCGCAAGCAGUUCCAGCACACAAGAUCCUCAGGAUGUGAUCAAUAUAGAUCAGGACGAUAGUGCCAUCGUUUUCAGUCAAAGCCAACCCAACACAGAAGAACCCGAUGAUGUAGACCCAACUGGGGAUCAGGAACCGGAAAUCGAGGGGUGCGUCGAAAAGAGUCAUGUGGCUGCUAUCAUGUCCUAUACUCAGUGGGCGGGGCUUAAGGAAUGGCGAAGCGUUCGCAUGCGCCAGCAAGGCCUUCUGCGGGCGUACGGUUUCCUGAGGAACAUCGUCGGUUACAUGCUGAAAAUGAUCUCGGGUGAUAAGGUCAAGUUCGUGCUCUACUCCGGCCAUGACAAGACAAUGGAAUAUUUGAUGACGGCUCUCGGCUUAGCAACAGACUCGCCCUUCAUCCCGUACGCCUCACGGAUGGUUUUUGAGGUGUACAAAAGCGACAAAGAUACCCAGUAUUACUUCCGGUUGCUGUUCAACGGUCGAGACGUGACCAACCUGGUCGGAGUUUGCGAGGGCGGCAAAAGUCUGAGCGUGCCACGUGGGAUACGAGGAGACCGAGCAAAUUUGUGUCCCAUCGAAAAUAUUAUUCGGUUCCUGCAUGACGACUAUUUUCUUCCGCUGAAUGCAACCAACUUCAAAGAUGCUUGUUUAGCUCAAAAAGACAAUUACUUCUAAGUUAUGCUCUGAAUGGCUUUAGGUUUGAUCUGUGAUAAAAUAUUACUUAAUUAGUAUUACUUGUAAGUACAAUAUUUAUUUACGUUUGUUUAACAUGCCAUAUGUGUAGGAAAAAGGUGUCGAAUAGUCUAGUCGUGUAUGAAAAUGAAACAUAUCAUUUUUACUGAUAGAAGUUAGAAUAAGAAUGGAAUAUGUAUAUUUACAAAGAUGCUUUUAAGUAUUAUGUGUAGUACCAAAAAUUGUCGUCACAUUAGGAUAAUUACAUUACAUGGAAAAUAAAUAUCACUGGCAAACAACA